This is a messenger RNA of Lactuca virosa, 1041 nucleotides long. NCBI's taxonomy places the organism in Eukaryota, Viridiplantae, Streptophyta, Magnoliopsida, Asterales, Asteraceae. The record is from the annotation of a GenBank genome assembly.
AUGGUUAAGACAAGGAGUAUGACUAGAGUUCAGAACCAUGAUGAUACACUUGCACCUAGCAAGAAGAGGAUCAAGACCUGUGAUCUUUGGUCAGAUCUCAACCAUGAUGUGCUUAUUUUAGUAAUGAUGCAAUUAGGAGUUGUUGAUUUUCUUGCAUUCAGCAGAGUUUGUAAGUCAUGGAGAUCACUUGCACUGUCUAACAAGAACAAGUUUAUAGUGUCAAGACCACCCAUGACCAUAUCUAUUUCUACUGAUCCUAAUGUGAAAGAGUUUUACUUAAAGGACUUUGAAGGAAGAGAGUUGAAAACCCUUCUUCCUCAUCCGGAUUAUAAAACAUGUAUUGGAGUAAGUUGUGGUUACUUGAUUCUGUUUAGUGAGAAAAGAAAGGACUUCUGGCUUGUGAAUCCUAUCACAAGGCAUGACCUUCAUGUCCCUUUCCGUGAUGCCUACCCCGACCCUCAUUCUCUGAGGGGUAUUCUUGUCUUUUCACCUAUAAUAUCUCGGUGGGUGUUUGUUGUGUUUGGUCAAUACUCUCGUAAUAUAUGGUUUUGUAUUGCUGGUAAACAAGAAUGGAAUCAUAUCUCCACCCCUUUCUACAUCAAUGAUUUACAUGCUUUAAAGGGAAAGGUAUAUACCAUACACAAUGAUAGCUGUUUGUGUGAAGUGAGACUUUAUCCAACACCCAAAGUGACAAUACUUGAAAUCAAGAAUUCUCCAAAGGGAUACUUUGAUUUUCCUGUGUUUGUAAGUUUGGGUGAAAAUCUUUAUGUGAUUGAUCGACUUCUAGACAAGAAGAUUCAAGAAAUAAAUCUUAGCAAAAUGGAAUGGGUAUCACUUGAAAAAACAGUAGAAGAAUAUGCAAUCUUUAUUAGCAAGGAUAUGCUGCCUGCUGGUUUUGUAGGAAUAGAGCAGUGGUUUGAUCUUCACUCACAAUGCGGGAAAUUUUACUUUUCUGCUGAAAGUGGAAAAAACAAGUUGUUUUUUGCAAAAAUGUGGUAUUUUUUCCAUGAUUGUUUAAAUGUUAGUUUUCUACAUCAGUGA